Callorhinchus milii (elephant shark) is the source of this 1666-nucleotide messenger RNA. It is a transcript of the gene txndc9, whose product is annotated as thioredoxin domain containing 9. The record is from RefSeq and is a predicted model, not a curated record. The coding region runs from base 113 to 790 and encodes 225 amino acids. NCBI's taxonomy places the organism in Eukaryota, Metazoa, Chordata, Chondrichthyes, Chimaeriformes, Callorhinchidae. Gene Ontology annotation, cellular component: cytoplasm. The transcript has 5 exons. Gene Ontology annotation, biological process: microtubule cytoskeleton organization.
CACGUCAAUCAGUUCCUGCGGCGGCGCGAGGCUAAAGGGGAGGCGGCGCAGGAGCAAGACAGCGGCUGGAGGAGUAGAGGAAUUUUAUAAAGUGCAAUCGUAAAUCAGAAUAAUGGCGGGUAACCCUUCAAUGGCCAUGCUCAGUAAAGUCCUUGAGCAACAAAUGCUACAGACAACAGAGAUGGUUGAACAGCAGUUGGAUUCUGAGAUUGGGAAACUGGAUAAUAUGGAUGAGGAUGAACUGGAUAAACUCAGAACGAAGAGACUUGAAGCAAUGAAAAAAGCACAGCUGCAAAAACAGGAGUGGCUUACUAAGGGUCAUGGUGAAUACAGGGAGAUCCCUAGUGAAAAAGACUUCUUCCAAGAGGUUAAAGAGAGUAAAAAUGUGGUUUGUCACUUCUACAAGGACACCACAUUUAGGUGCAAGAUAGUAGACAAGCACUUGGCCAUUUUGUCUAAAAAACAUGUGGAAACCAAGUUCAUUAAAUUAAAUGUGGAAAAGGCUCCCUUCCUUUGUGAGAGAUUACGAAUCAAAAUUAUUCCAACAUUAGCUUUGGUAAAAGAUGGAAAGACUAAAGAUUAUAUCGUUGGGUUUGAUGAUCUUGGCUGCACAGAUAAUUUUACUACUGAGACCUUGGAAUGGCGGUUGGGUUGUUCUGGCAUCAUUAACUACAGUGGAAAUUUGAUGGAACCACCGUACACAACGCAAAGAAAAAGUGGAAGAAUCGCAAAGAUGGAGAAAGGGUCAAUUAGAGGAAAGAUGUAUGAUUCUGAUUCAGAUGAAGACUAGAAGCAGCUAUGAGCGUAUAAUUGGUUCAUUCCUUUCGUGUAAUUUAAAUUCUUGUAGCCAGUCUCUCUUCCUUUCCUGUUCUUUACCUAUUUAAGAUGCCACUCCAUUUAAUUGUAAGGUUGCCGUGCCAUUUAAUAAGAUCAUGGCUCAUCUUCUAACCUAAUUCAAUUUACCACCAUAUCCCUUAAUCCCUCUAUCCUUUAGUUUUUGUACAGAUUUAAUAAAUACUAAUGUGCUGUGUGAAAAUAGCUUGUAGAACACUGAUUAAUGCUUAAGUUUUGUUUUAGAAAGGGUAGUUGAACACAGUACACCCACUAGAAAUUAGUGCGGUGAUCCGAAAUAAACACAAGAUCAAAUCUUUGUGCGAGUCUGGAAAUUAACCUAUUUUACUGAUAAUGCAUUACAACCUAUUUUUGUACAUCAGAUGGACUAUAAUACAGAUCACUGGUAGCUGAACACUGUACUAACAGAUUUUUUAAAUAUUCACUAAACCUAGUAAUAAACAUCAAAGAUUCACAAGAAUCAAAUACUCCAUUUUGAGUAACACUGAACCAUACAGGCCAGUAAGGACUAUGUUCUGCUGAAUGAAAUCUCAACUGAGAUCAGAUGAGGUGGAAUUGGAGAAUGGUGUCUCAGUAUCUUUCAGGAAGGGUGAGAGAAAUGCCAGGGUUUGUACUCCUGAUUGCUAUCCAAUGCCCUUGCUGGAAAUGCAAGCACUUGAUGGGAUUGGACUCAGAUGUGAUGGGACAUAUAACCUGAUGCUUGCUGCAUUGGCUGCCAUGUGAAGAAUAACUUUUCAGCAAGGUUGUGGAAGUGACUGGCAUCUAGAAUCGCAAUCCUGUGUAAGGAACCAACAAAUAGAGAGGAAAAUUUUGA